Molecule: messenger RNA, 1644 nt
Organism: Drosophila sechellia
Lineage: Eukaryota; Metazoa; Arthropoda; Insecta; Diptera; Drosophilidae
Gene: Dic2
Product: Dicarboxylate carrier 2
Exons: 4
Coding region: 623-1537 (304 amino acids)
Biological process (GO): transmembrane transport
Source: RefSeq, a predicted model, not a curated record
UCCUUGCACUAAGUGUCAAAGUUACCUUACAUUAAGUAUAUAGAAAUUACAAUUUCUUUAACGGAUCACGAACGGGAAAAAGAAGUUUUGAAAUGGAGCUCGGGAUCUUGGAAAAUGGUCAAGACGAAUCGGUCAGCUUAGUUGAGACAGAUGAUAAGGAUAAGCCUAAAGCAGCUGCUUGGAUAAUAAUUAUGGUGAUACUACUAAAUACAUCUUUGAUUGCUCUGGCUGUUCCAAUAUAUCUGUAUUUGAAUUCUGUCGACGAAGUGGUCAAAAAACGUUUAAUGGACUAUUGCAUUGUUGGUGGUGGCAUAAUAGGAAUUCCGAUGUUGUACAGAUUAGGAGAUCUGUCGAAGGGACGACCAAAUUUCUAUUACAUUUAAAUUAUUCAUUUGGUUAGCAUGAUGCACUAUGAUUUGAAAAUAAAUUCUAAAUUUUUGUGUCUUAAUGUUUAUAUCAUGUCCACACCAAUCAUGCUUUCCUUGCCUUUAAACUCGUCAGUCGUUACAUCAACCUCACACUUUCAUAUACAUAUACAUUAUACUCACAUUAAACGAACAUCACACAACUAGAUUCGGAGUAAUAAAUUAAGGGUAAGAAGUUAGCAAAUAGAAAACACAAGAUGUCUAUCAGAAGAGGUGGAUUGAUGUCCUAUAACCAGCGGCGUAUUGCCCGCUGGUACUUUGGAGGCCUGGCGAGCUCCAUGGCUGCCAUGGUGACUCAUCCGAUCGAUUUGAUCAAGGUGCUCAUCCAGACUCAGGCGGAGAAGCUAUCGGUGUUCCAGACAACCCGUAAGAUUGUCAAGGAACAGGGACCAAUGGCCAUGUACAAUGGCAUCUCGGCCUCAAUGCUGCGCCAAUACACGUACACUUUGGCCCGUUUUGGCAUUUAUUCGGUGGGCUCUGGAGCUAUGGACACCAGCACCAUGACCGGCAAAACAUGUCUAGCAGCGAUUGCCGGAGGAAUUGGCGGGUUUGUGGGCGCUCCUGCAGAUCUGAUCAACGUCCGCCUGCAGAACGAUGUCAAGUUGCCACCAGAGAAGAGGCGCAACUACAAGCACGCCAUUGAUGGACUGGUGCGAAUCACCCGAGACGAGGGAUGGAAAAAUCUCUUCAAUGGCGCCUCGAUGAUCGCGCUCCGUGGAGCUUUUAUGACCGUAGGUCAGAUCGCGUUCUACGAGCAGAGCAAGUCCCAAAUGAUAAAAUUGGGAAUGCCCGAGAAUAUGGGCACCUACAUCUUAGCAUCGAUGAUCUCCUCCGUGGUGGCCACCACCUUGACGCAGCCCAUCGAUGUGGUGAAGACACGUCGCAUGAAUGGAGCACCUGGCGAGUAUUCUGGAUUGGGGGAUGUGUUUGUAAAGACUUCGAAGGAGGGACCUCUGGCUUUCUUCAAGGGAUACGUUCCCUCUUUGAGUCGAUUAUUGCCGCACACGGUAUUAUUAUUCUUGGGCCUCGAGUACCUGAGGACUCACUUUGGAUAUCUCCCAGAGCCGAAACAAACAGGUGCAUUUUAUCGAUACGAUGAUGUCGAUGACUGAACUAUUUGCGUUAUUUUCAAAAUUUCUAGCUUUGCUAUUACAUGUCCAUUCAUUACAUCGCAUGUCAGAAAAUAAAAUAUACAUAUAUUAAGCAUGGCUUUAGUUAA